UAAGAGCGUCAUAGCGAUUGUGAACAUCACCAUGAACGCUCAAAUUUGUGCUUUUCUUUGUGCCCUCUGCUUAACUUUGGCGUCGGCAGUUCCGACUCCGAAGCCAGGAUGUGACAUGGACAAGUGUGCCGGACCGAUGAAAUACUAUAACGACAUCGGAUGUGAACCAGUUUACAAAGAUCCAGAGGACUGUUGUCCCCUGAGGUACAACUGUGAUCACUUGAACUCUAGAUCAGAUGAUAAAUGUUACGCCUUUGGUCAUGAAUACAAUCCAACAGAACGCCUUAGGGAGGAGGAUAAGGGCUGUAAUCGGGAAUGUACCUGUGUGAAAGCGGAUGAUGAACCGGCCCUUUUCGCUUGUGUUCUUCAGGGAGUUCCAUUCUUGCCGACAAAGCCGGGUUGCUUCCGGCAUCGCGACGCUUCUUCGUGCGAGGCGGGACCUGAGACUUGCCCUCCAAAUCCAGAGGACAUUGCUAAGUGUGAAGUAGAUGGAAAGACCUAUCUCGACGGCCAAUACUUCCAGCCAGAGGGGGAGCCCAGAAAAUCCUGCUAUUGCGGUCCUGAUUACAAAGGUGAAAACGUGGCGCCCUUCUGCAAGGAUCUGAGUGUUGAGAAUUGCGGAGUCGAAUUGUGGAAUGGACACAACAUUCGAAACCGUUGUGCUCCGGUUUACAGUAUGGAUCAAGAUCCGAGGUUGGAUUGCAACCACGAGUGGCGUUGUCACGAAGAAGGCGAUAAAGUAGAGCCGAGAGACGACGUAAUACCAGAUCCCCCGGGAAUAUCAAUGGACUGUAACAUUGGAAAUUUCACUAUGAAAUUCGGAGAUGAAGUUAACCGCGUCUCAAGGGACUUCUGCAUCAAGUGUAGAUGUGAUCUUCCACCGCUGCCCACUUGCGCCGCGAUGCCUAAGAUAGUUUGUUCUAUGACAGCGGCUGACCUCGUUGAUUCUGAUGAGAAGAAGUCAUGAAUCCAUCAGUACCUAUUUGCUAAAUGUCCUUUAAUCUGGUGUUAAUCCAGGGUUAAUCUAGAGAAAAUUGGCGCAAAGAUGAAUGAUAUCAAAUGAAUCUCUAUGCGCUGUCUUAUUUGAACGCACAAUAAAAAUAUUUCAAAAUUA
Diachasma alloeum is the source of this 1114-nucleotide messenger RNA. RefSeq lists its product as uncharacterized. The record is from RefSeq and is a predicted model, not a curated record. The coding region runs from base 32 to 967 and encodes 311 amino acids. NCBI's taxonomy places the organism in Eukaryota, Metazoa, Arthropoda, Insecta, Hymenoptera, Braconidae. The transcript has 6 exons.